AAUUUUAUUAAAUAGAAGAGAGAAUUAACUUUUAAACUUUGACGUGACAUUGACAAACGUUCAAUGUUCAUUAUUUUGAAGAUUUGCGACGUACAUAAAGAAAAAAUAUAAACGAAUUUAAUUUUUGGGUACAAUUAUUUUUCUUCUUUAUAAAAAUAACACAUCCAAAGUAAAUAUUAAAAUGGAAGAAGAUAUUCUUACAACAUUAAAAAUUUUAAUAAUAGGUGAGAGUGGUGUAGGAAAAUCGAGCCUUCUCCUUAGGUUUACAGAAGAUAAUUUCGACCCCGAACAAACUUUAACAAUCGGAGUAGAUUUUAAAACAAAACGAUUGAAUAUAGAUGGUAAUACGGUGAAACUGGCUAUAUGGGAUACCGCGGGACAAGAAAGAUUUAGAACAUUAACACCAUCCUAUUAUAGAGAUGCUCAAGGUGCCAUUUUAGUAUUUGACGUUAGCAAUUAUGCAUCGUUCUCUAAACUAGAGAUGUGGCUAAAUGAAUUAGAAACUUAUUCUACCAAAAGUGAUAUCAUUAAAAUGAUUGUUGGUAAUAAAAUAGAUGUGAAUAAACGAGAAGUAUCUAGAGAAGAAGCCAUGAGAUUUGCCAAGAGACAUCAAACUUUAUAUAUUGAAGCUAGUGCUAAAACAAAGGAUGGAGUACAAUCAGCUUUCGAAGAAUUAGUCCACAAAAUAAUACAAACACCGAGUUUAUGGGAAUCUUAUGCAAUGAACAACAUUCACGUAGGAAAUAAGGACCAUCCGGAACAGUCUAGAUGUGCCGGAUACUGUAAUUUAGUCUAAAUUAUAAUUAUUUCCACCUUUUUAUCAAUAAUAAGUUGAACUUUCUUGUGUUUUAACGAAUACUAAUCACAUUGCUUAUUGGAUGUUACAAAUAAUUAUAUAAACACUAGUAGAUCUACAGGUAUUGGUCACAGCACAACAGCUUCUUCUAUCAGCCUUUUCCUGAUUCCCAAUGCAUCGUUAAGUGAAUCAUUCCAUUGUGGAGUUGAUUUAUUUUUGUUACACUUCUUUUUUCUUAGUAUUUUUCAGUUGUUGGUACCAGAAAAGCUGUCCCUCUAAUUUUUACUUGAGAAUCACACUAAGAAUACAAAAUAAAGUUUUCACAAGGAGUAUUGGUGCAUGUGAGUGUCCUUUCUAUUCCUAAUAAUUUUUUAUGUCAUUACAGAUGAAUAAAAUUCGCAGUUGGUAGUUCAUAAUCUGUUUUAGAGAAUCGGACCUUAUUUUUAUAAGAUAGUAUGAAAACAAUUGUAAAAUAUCGAUAAAUCAAUAUAUUAAUCUCAUUGAAACCUAGUAUAUAAUGUGAUAAGUAACUUAUUUAACCAAAUGUAUCUAAAUAUUCUAAAUAUUUUUUUUAUCAAUUAAUAAAACCGAUUUUUGUGAAAAACUGUUAAUUUUAUUUUUUAUCCAUUUCCACCCUGUUAACAGUUUCUUGAUAAAAAAUAAAUCCUUUAAUACGAUUAUAAAGUCACUUAAUACGAUCUGGACUCAAAAAAGUGGUUCAAAACGAUUUUUUAAUUUCAUAUCCAAGGAAUGAUGGGAAUGGACAAAAAUAACAGGAUAUUAAUAAAUUUUUGUUACAAACAUAAAUCUUAUGUGUUUAAAUAAAAAAAAUGAAAAUGGAGUUAUAAAUGGCGCUAUUUUUAUUUAAAUAAAUGUGGUAAUCACCUCGUUAUAGCAAAUAAUUUCUCUUAUAAUUUACAAGAUUCAAUUCAACACAAAAAUCGGUUUUUCUAUUUUAUUUACAACUAUAAAAAACCUGCUACAAAAUAAACUUGUUUAUUUAA
Molecule: messenger RNA, 1800 nt
Organism: Diorhabda carinulata
Lineage: Eukaryota; Metazoa; Arthropoda; Insecta; Coleoptera; Chrysomelidae
Product: ras-related protein Rab-18-B-like
Exons: 3
Coding region: 182-796 (204 amino acids)
Molecular function (GO): GTPase activity; GTP binding
Source: RefSeq, a predicted model, not a curated record